This is a messenger RNA of Colletotrichum graminicola M1.001, 1647 nucleotides long. RefSeq names its product tannase and feruloyl esterase. The transcript has a single exon. Bases 1 to 1647 code for a protein of 548 amino acids. Lineage: Eukaryota; Fungi; Ascomycota; Sordariomycetes; Glomerellales; Glomerellaceae. The record is from RefSeq and is a predicted model, not a curated record.
AUGAAGUCUCUCAACCUCUCCGUGAUGCUGCUUGUGCCAGCGGCACAGUAUGCCAUGGGUGCCAUGGCCGACGACUGCAGUGCCAUGGCCGACACGCUCAAGUUGCCAAACACCACCGUCUGGUUCUCUACCGCUGUCCCUGCCGGCACCAACCUCACCUUCCCGGAUAACCACCCUACUUGCGCCCGUCCUAGCCAAGUCGUUGACGUUGACAUCUGCCGCAUAUCGAUGCUGACAGUCACCGGGCCCACCAGUAACAUCUCUCUCGAGGCCUGGCUUCCGUCCAACUGGACAGGCCGUUUCCUGAGCACCGGCAACGGAGGAACUGGCGGUUGCAUCCAGUACGAAGACAUGAAUUACGCCUCGUCGCAAGGUUUUGCUACUGUCGGCGCCAACAACGGACAUAACGGCACCGUCGGGGCGCCGUUCCUCAACAAUCCCGGCGUCGUCGAGGACUUUGCCUGGCGUUCCAUGCACACCGGUGUCGUCCUCGGAAAGGAGGUCACAAAGGCGUUUUACGGCAAGGAACACACCAAGUCCUACUACCUGGGUUGCUCGACCGGUGGCAGACAGGGCUUCAAGGAGGCCCAGGACUUCCCCGAUGACUUUGACGGCAUUGUGGCCGGCGCGCCCGCUGUGGCCUUCAACAACCUCACCUCUUGGAGCGGUCACUUCUUCACGGCUACCGGUACCUCAAACUCAUCGACCUUCUUGUCUGCCGACCUCUGGAACGUUGUUUACAAAGACAUCCUGGCUCAGUGCGACGGUCUCGACGGCCAGGUUGAUGGUAUCAUCGAGGACCCGGACCUGUGCCAGUACCGUCCCGAGGCCCUCAUCUGCGGUGCCGGUCAGACAACAAACUGCUUAACCGGAACGCAGGCCCAGACGGUCCGUACCGUCUUCGGCGACCUGUACGGCGAGAACGGGGCCUUUGUCUACCCCCGUCUCCAGCCCGGCGCCCAGACCACACCUAAUUUGCUCAGCGGUCAACCGUUUCAGUACACGGUGGACUGGUUUGUAAACGUCAUAUACAACACCACCAACUGGGACCCCGCCACCCUCGGCCCCAAGGAUUAUGCUGCAGCUGCGAUCCAGGACCCUGCCGGUAUUCAGACCUGGAAGGGCGACCUCUCCGGCGUAAAGGACCGCGGAACCAAGAUCCUACACUACCACGGACUCCAAGACCCCAUCAUCAGCAGUGACAACUCUGCGCGCUACUACAACUACGUUUCUAGAACCAUGGGUCUCACCUCGGAUCAGCUGGAUGAGUUCUACCGGUACUUCCGUAUCUCCGGCAUGAACCACUGCAGCGGCGGUCCCGGCGCGACCUUCAUCGGCAACCUGGCGAAGUCCGCUGCGGGCUAUGACCCCGAAAACAACGUUCUCUCGGCCAUUGUCCGGUGGGUCGAAGAGGGUGUCGCUCCGGACUCGAUUCUGGGAACGGCGUAUGUCAACGGGACGCAGGGCGGUGAGGUCGCCUUCACGCGGAGGCACUGCAAGUACCCAGCGCGCAAUGUGUACAAGUCCGGAGACCCCAACUCCCCCGAUAGCUGGACUUGUGUAUCCGAUCAGUCUCAGCAAGCCGUCGCUUCUGACCCGAGCGUCCGACAGCUGAUCAGGGAUUACAAGGCUAUUAUGUCAAACUAA